This is a messenger RNA of Trichechus manatus latirostris (Florida manatee), 2980 nucleotides long. It is a transcript of the gene CYTH2, whose product is annotated as cytohesin 2. Gene Ontology annotation, biological process: regulation of ARF protein signal transduction. The transcript is spliced from 11 exons. Lineage: Eukaryota; Metazoa; Chordata; Mammalia; Sirenia; Trichechidae. The record is from RefSeq and is a predicted model, not a curated record. Gene Ontology annotation, molecular function: guanyl-nucleotide exchange factor activity. The coding region runs from base 529 to 1683 and encodes 384 amino acids.
GGGGAGAGAUUGGGGUCUGGAGGUCCCGCUAAGGUGGGGGCCGGGGCCUUCGAUGCCCCGCCCACCUGGACCAACUCUUGCAAGCUGGCAUCAGCGUUCUCUGCUUCAGUUAUUUCUCAUGGACGCAGGAGUCCAGACCCCUAGCCCCGUCUUCACUCAGCACCCAGGAGCCCAGCCACCCAGCUACCUCGCCAGUAAUGGAGUCAGGAAGCCAAAGGCCUUGGUCCCCUCCCAAGUAAAGGACUCAGAAGUUCAGAUUCCCAGCCCUUUUCUCCCCCAGACUUAAGAAUUCAGGUUCCCAGUCCCCUUUUCCAGAUUCAGGACUCCAGAGGCCAAGUCCCCUCCUCCCCCAGGGCUUCCAAAUCUAGAUCCCCAGCACCUUCUUCCCAUAGAAGUCCUGAUCCUCAUUCUCCCCCUGGACUUCAGAGCCCUGUCCCCGGUGCCAUCCUCCUUCCAGUCCUCCCAGGCCUGACCUCCAAUUCCUGACUCCGACCCCUAGAACCCCCAGACCUGACUCCAGAGGAGCGCAUGGAGCUGGAGAACAUCCGGCGGCGGAAGCAGGAGCUGCUGGUGGAGAUCCAGCGCCUGCGGGAGGAGCUCAGCGAGGCCAUGAGUGAGGUUGAGGGUCUGGAGGCCAAUGAGGGCAGUAAGACCUUGCAGCGGAACCGGAAGAUGGCGAUGGGCAGGAAGAAGUUCAACAUGGACCCCAAGAAGGGGAUCCAGUUCUUGGUGGAGAACGAACUGCUACAGAACACACCCGAGGAGAUUGCCCGCUUCCUGUACAAGGGCGAGGGGUUGAACAAGACGGCCAUCGGGGACUACCUGGGGGAGAGGGAAGAGCUGAACCUGGCAGUGCUCCACGCCUUCGUGGAUCUGCAUGAGUUCACCGAUCUCAACCUGGUCCAGGCGCUCAGGCAAUUUCUGUGGAGCUUCCGCCUCCCUGGAGAGGCCCAGAAAAUUGACCGGAUGAUGGAGGCCUUCGCCCAGCGAUACUGCCUGUGCAACCCUGGGGUUUUCCAGUCCACAGACACGUGCUAUGUGCUGUCCUUCGCUGUGAUCAUGCUGAACACCAGCCUCCACAAUCCCAACGUUCGCGACAAGCCAGGCCUGGAGCGCUUUGUGGCCAUGAACCGGGGCAUCAAUGAGGGCGGGGACCUGCCCGAGGAGCUGCUCAGGAACCUCUAUGACAGCAUCCGAAAUGAGCCCUUCAAGAUUCCUGAGGAUGAUGGCAAUGAUUUGACCCAUACCUUCUUCAACCCGGACCGCGAGGGCUGGCUCCUCAAGCUGGGAGGGGGCCGGGUGAAGACGUGGAAGCGGCGCUGGUUCAUCCUCACAGACAACUGCCUCUACUACUUUGAGUACACUACGGACAAGGAGCCCCGUGGAAUCAUCCCUCUGGAGAAUCUGAGCAUCCGUGAGGUGGAUGACCCCCGGAAACCUAACUGCUUUGAGCUUUAUAUUCCCAACAACAAGGGGCAGCUCAUCAAAGCCUGCAAAACGGAGGCCGAUGGGCGGGUGGUUGAGGGUAAUCACAUGGUGUACCGGAUCUCGGCCCCCACGCAGGAGGAGAAGGACGAGUGGAUCAAGUCCAUCCAGGCGGCUGUGAGCGUGGACCCCUUCUAUGAGAUGCUGGCAGCGCGGAAGAAGCGCAUUUCCGUCAAGAAGAAGCAGGAGCAGCCCUGACUCCUCCUCCCUAACACUAUUAUUUAUUUUGGAGCUGCCCCACCUGGGUGGCCGGACCCCUGGGCCCUGGGGCUGUGGACCCUGGUUCCCCAUUUGGAAGAUUCACCACCUCUAGCUCCUCUUUUCUCUUGUUAUUUGUAAUUAACACACUGUUGGUAAUCUUAUUAAUUAUUUAACCACUUGAGGUUUGCGCAUCCCCUCAUUUACUGCAGUUUUCAGAGUUGAGGUACUUGGGUGGCUGGCCAGUCGCAGACGUCUGUGUCUGCUCCUUCUCCGGUGCAUGAGGGCAGGGUGCUGUCCAAGGGCGAUGUCCACAGGGUCUGUCCUGGUGGGUCAGUUGCUGGGGUGGAGUAAAGCGAGCAGAUCAAUGUGGAUGGAAUUAGCAUUGAGUUAAAACAGGCCGUUCCAAUUUCCAAGGGGAGAUUUGGUUUAGAAUGCAGGUAUACAGAAAGCGAGGUCUAGCAUUCAUUCUAGAGGUUACUUUGUGAGUCUAGCAUUCCUUCCGAGGAGCUCUGAUGGCGCAAGGGUGAACCGCUCAGCUGCUAACUGAAACGUUCGAACCCACCAUUGGAUCUACAGGAGAAAGACCUGGCAAUCCGCUCCUGUAAAUAUUACAGCCUAGGGAAUCCAGGGGGCAGCUCUACUCUUGUCACGUGGGGUCGCCAUGACUCAGAAUGGACUGAGGGCAUCUAACAGCAAGAGCAUCCAUUCCAGACAUGAACGUUUCUUCUGUAUCUGCUGCAUGAUGCGCUCCCAUGGAGACCGCCUGAGCCGGUGGAUGCCGUCCCCACAUUUGCUCUCACAGAGCUCUGUGGUCUCUGAGGGGCGGCACGUAGUAGCUGAUGGGGCUGUGAGCUGUGCUGAGUGCUUUGAGGGGAAGCUAGGCAGCUCUAAGAGCUUCUAAAAGGGAUCUUCUCUGGGAGGGUCGCGAAAGGAUGAAUCUAGUGAAGGAAGGAAGAGGGCCCAGAGACUGGAAUGCGAAGCGCUUGUUAAUGCCAUAGCCCUAGGCGGGGCGGUGUGAUUGGGGCACAGCAAAAGGGAUCUAGUCUCAAAAGUAGGGUGGGGGCGGGCUUGAAGGUGUGGUGGGCGGUGAUUCGGGCAGGCUUGGAGCUGAGAGAGCCGGACUGUCAGCCAGGGUGGGAUUGAGCAGCAUUUCUCUGCGAGCAGAGGGUCAGCGUCCUUUGGAGGACACUCUAAGGAUAGGCCUGGGAACCCGCAUUUUCAGCAACUUUCCCUGACCCCUUUCCCGGGAAUGUGACACCCUCAAAAAUGUAAAGACCGUUUUCUUUGAAGAUAG